AAAAUUUCUUCUUUGAUUAGCCACCCUCCUCCAGGAGAGAACAUGGUUUCCCUGAUGACUGGUCUGUGGCAACUAAUUAUUCCCAUGAUUGUCCUAUCACACUUCUCAGCAUCUCUUCCAUCCCGGGAGAGGACUGAGAGGCACGCUGAUGGGCUCUUCCACAGUGAACUCAGCAAGAUGAAUGGCAAUGCCUACGUGCAGCAGCUAGUCAAACACCUGGUGGGCCUCAAGGAGAGGUCCCAGAGGCACUCAGAUGGGCUGUUUACCAGCGAAUACAGCAAGAUGAGAGGAAAUGCUCAGGUUCAGAAAUUAAUUCAAAAUCUCAUGGGCCGCAAGCGCAGCUCUCCAGGCCCAGUCCACACAGAUGUGCAGGGGAGAGAGGAAGAAAGCAGCCACGAGGAACUUUGCUUUAUGUGGUUGUACCAGAGCUUUCUAAACACCAGCCGCUCAGACAGUGAUGCCAGGGAAGCUGCUGCAAUUACCAGCCAGUACGUUUGCCCCAUCUCUAAGCAGCUGGUUGCAGACAUGAAGGAAGAUACAGACAGUUUCGACUGAAGGUGAAGGGAAAGAAACAGUCAAGGAGACAGCUUUGCAUGUAUAUAGCCUUGAAAAUAAACAGGGAAGCUAUUGAAUUUGCUUAGGAAAAACUCUUGAGAUCAGCAAAUAAAAAAAAUUCUGGAAAGCAGCCAAAACCCAAUAAAACCUCUUACAUUAUCAAGAGUGAAAUAUGUCAGUGUGAACUGCUGUCAGUAGAUGGAGCCUGAAUGAAGCACAUCACUUCCACUUUGUGUUAGUAUCUGGCUGCCUGCUUCUGAAGUCAAAUAAA
Messenger RNA from Gymnogyps californianus (California condor), 826 nucleotides. RefSeq names its product secretin (gene SCT). Gene Ontology annotation, cellular component: extracellular region. The record is from RefSeq and is a predicted model, not a curated record. Gene Ontology annotation, biological process: positive regulation of pancreatic juice secretion; positive regulation of somatostatin secretion; negative regulation of gastrin-induced gastric acid secretion. Gene Ontology annotation, molecular function: hormone activity. The coding region runs from base 43 to 555 and encodes 170 amino acids. Lineage: Eukaryota; Metazoa; Chordata; Aves; Accipitriformes; Cathartidae. The transcript is spliced from 6 exons.